AUGUCAUCAUCAAUCACUCCAAUCUCCACUCCAACUAAAAAGAGAACUAUUAGAGAUAUAUCAAAUACUUAUCAAAAUUCAUCAUCACAAUAUAAUAAAGAUAUACUAUUAACACCAACUAAAACUCCAAAUAAAAAACAAAAAUUAUCAAAUAUCCUAAAAGAUAAUGAUUUAUCUUGUAAAAAAAAAUUAAUAUUUACACCAACAACACCAAUUAAAACUAUUGAAAAACCUUUAUUAACACCAUCAUCAUCUUCAAAAUCAAUAACAACUACUAUUUAUUCACAAACUAAAAAUUUAUUUCAAAGAGGUUAUGAUAAUACUAAUAAUAAAUUAUAUAAUGAUGAAAAAAUAAAUUUAUCAUUAACAAGUAGAGAAGAAGAAGCUAAAACUAUAAAUAAUUUUUUAAAUGAAAAUAUUCAAUUAAAUCUAUGUAAUAAUUUAUAUAUAUCAGGACCACCAGGAACUGGUAAAACUGCUCAAAUUAAUUUAAGUUUAAAAAAAUAUGAAUCAUCAAAUUCAAUUAAAAUUAUAAAAAUAAAUUGUAUGACAUUAAAAAAUCCUGAACUGAUAUUUCAUGAAAUUUAUUCACAAUUAAUUGGUAAAUUAUCAAUAUCAUUUAUAACUAAGAGAAAAUAUGAAGAUAUAAUUAAUGAAAUAAACUCACAACAAAAUAUAAAUUUCAAAACUAUAAUUUUAAUAUUAGAUGAAAUUGAUUUCCUAAUAUCAAAUGGUAAUUAUCAAAUAUUAUUAAAAUUAUUUCAAUUAGCAAAUUUUAAUGAUCAAAAUCAAUUAAAAUCUAAAAUUCUAUUAAUUGGUAUAUCAAAUACUUUAGAUUUAAAUAAUAAAUUUUUACCAAAAUUAUCAUUAAAUAAUAUAAAUUUAAAUACUUUACAAUUUUUACCUUAUACAGCUCAACAAAUUAAAUAUAUUAUUGAAAAUAAAUUAUCAAUACUAAAUCAAAAUAUUUUCCAUCCAAUAGCAUUACAAUUUUGUUGUCAAAAAGCUGCAUCAAUUUCUGGAGAUUUAAGAAGAGCUUUUGAUUUAUGUUAUAAAUCUAUUGAAUUAGUUGAAAAAGAAUAUAAAAAUAAUAAUAAACUGGAAAUUUCAAAAAUUAUGAUAAGUCAUGUUGCUAAAAUAUGUUCUGAAGCAUUUAAUACAAAUUCAAAUAAUAAUAAUAUUAAUAUAAUCAAUUCAUUGAAUACAUUACAACAAUUAAUAUUAUGUCAUUUAUUUAAUUAUAAAUUAAUUUUACAAAAUCAAAAUUUACAAAAUUUAACAAAAAUUAAUGUACAAUCAUUUUAUGAUUAUUAUUUAAAACAAAAUGAAUUAAAUAAAAAAAUAUUAAUGAUCAAUUCUAUAAAAAUGGGAGAAUUUUUAGAAAUUUUAAAUGCUUUAGAAUCUAAUAAUUGUAUUAAUAUAAUUAUAACAAAUAAAAAAAAUAAUAAUAAUUUAAAAUUUAUAACUUUAAAUAUUGAUUAUAAUGAUAUUUUGAAAAGUAUUGGUAAUAAUGAAAUAUUAAAAAAGUUAUUAAAGAGAUCUUAA
This is a messenger RNA of Lodderomyces jiufengensis, 1545 nucleotides long. RefSeq names its product AAA family ATPase (gene CDC6). Lineage: Eukaryota; Fungi; Ascomycota; Pichiomycetes; Serinales; Debaryomycetaceae. Gene Ontology annotation, biological process: mitotic DNA replication checkpoint signaling; cell division; DNA replication initiation. Gene Ontology annotation, cellular component: nucleus. Gene Ontology annotation, molecular function: DNA replication origin binding; ATP hydrolysis activity. The transcript has a single exon. The record is from RefSeq and is a predicted model, not a curated record. The coding region runs from base 1 to 1545 and encodes 514 amino acids.